CGGCCGGUCUUCGGCAAGCUGCGCUCCCCAGUGGGUCAGCUGCAACGACAUGCCGUCACUGGGUGCUAGUCAUUCCCAAUCUCCCGCCCGUGCUGCUAGCACCAAGAUAAUCUCCCCUGGGAUUGGGGAUUAGAGAUUGCUUCUCCAAACACCAACUCAACGAAACCACAAAUACACACAAGAUGGCCAAACCAACGGCAAUGGCCGUAGACGCCCUUCCGAGGUUCCUGCUUCCUAGACUCAGCUGGACUGGUCCUGCGACAUCAUCCCAAGCCCUACGGCCUGUUUCGGCACUCCCUCCGAGCUCGCGCCGUCGGAUGCACACCCGAACGAGUGCUUUCAACGAGUCGAGUAUACCAACUAGAUGCCGCAGCAAUGGCUUCAAGACCGAGCGCGCCUCGAUACUGGCGAGCCCGGGCCUCACGCGGUCCUUUCAUGCGACUCCUUCAAGGCCAAGAGACCACCACUUUGAUACCUUGAAGUUCGUCCAGCGGAUGAAGAGCGAGGGCUUCACGGAGGUGCAGGCCGAGGCUACGAUGAAGGUCCUAAACGAUGUAAUACAAGAAAGCAUACAGAACCUCACCCGAACCAUGGUCCUCCGCGAAGAUGCCGCCAAGGCAACCUACACGCAAAAGGUCGACUUCGCCAAGCUGCGCUCGGAACUCCUGUCCGCCGAUAGCACCGAGUCGAGCACGACGCGCGCGUCCCACGAGAAGCUCGGCAACGACAUUGCGAAGCUGAGCUCCCGGCUGCGCGACGAGAUCGGCCGGACCCAGGCCAGCGUUCGCCUGGACCUGAACCUGGAGAAGGGUCGCAUCCGCGAGGAGGCCGUCGGCCAGGAGCUCAAGAUCAAGGAGACGGAGACAAAGAUCGAGCAGGAGGUGGCGGCGCUGCGCGAGAAGCUUGAGCAGGUCAAGUUCCAGACGCUGCAGUGGCUGAUGGGAGUGUGUACCGGUUUCGCCGCUCUGCUUCUUGGUGCCUGGAGGUUGCUCAUGUAAUCGAACCCAGCCCAUGGCCUUGGCGCGUUGUUGUGCAUCGCUGGCAGCGGUUCCAGAGUGAAUUGGAACCUGCCAAUGCGCUUUGAAAACGCAACAUGCUGCAUCAACGUAAGACGGCGUCCAUCCCGUCUUACCUUUGUUCAUAGUUGCCCUAUGUGGAGUAGGCACGGCGUUUAUCCUGACGCGCGGCUUUCGCCUUGUGGGACGCAGAUACUAGGUCUCAGGACCAGGCGAUUUGUCUCCAAUAUUGUAAGAAAGUCCUUAGAUCUACUUGUGAGGUAGAGAACUAGGUACGAAACCCU
Molecule: messenger RNA, 1300 nt
Organism: Colletotrichum scovillei
Lineage: Eukaryota; Fungi; Ascomycota; Sordariomycetes; Glomerellales; Glomerellaceae
Exons: 2
Coding region: 183-998 (271 amino acids)
Cellular component (GO): mitochondrion
Source: RefSeq, a predicted model, not a curated record